CCCGCCAUGGCUGCAAACUCGAAAGCGCCGUUGCCUAUCACCGACACCCUACGAGACCUCGCUGUAUUACGCGCUUCUGACAUCGACUUGUCGUCAUUAUUGCCUCCACGACCCGAGUCGAAUGGGACGGCGGUAGACAAGUCCGUUCUGGAGUCAUACCAGUUUGUCAAGGAAGCCCGAGCGGCGCUUCGCAUCCUCAAUAGAGGCGACGUUGAAGCGCAGGGCGCAAAAGUGGAAGAUCUGCGCGGGAAGCUUGAGGACAUACUCAAUGGUCUCAGUUCGACUUGAUAUACGCUGCAUUUGUUUCCCGCGUAUAAUCUGCUGCUUCACAGUCCAGGCGCGGCUCUGGGGACCUUUGUUGACGGAACGGGCGGAUCAGCAACGGUUAGGGGACCGGUAAUCUGAUUCCUUGACCCCUCAGGCUUCUAGCGGAGCCAUAUGCUCGCGUGCGUGAUGUCAUCACAGUGGAAGUUCGUACGUUGUGAACACGGCGCACACGCCCAAAUCGGCGCGGUCAUAAGUACAGAGACGCUGGAGACCACAGUGACAUUUUCCACCUACCCGGUCAAUGCGGAAUUAUUUGAGAACGCGGGAUCAUCCUGAAUGGGUUUCGUGUACCGUAGACUAGUGUCGAUUAGAGGCGACAUAAUCGUUGUUCC
Molecule: messenger RNA, 659 nt
Organism: Punctularia strigosozonata HHB-11173 SS5
Lineage: Eukaryota; Fungi; Basidiomycota; Agaricomycetes; Corticiales; Punctulariaceae
Exons: 2
Coding region: 7-288 (93 amino acids)
Source: RefSeq, a predicted model, not a curated record